AUGGAUGCCAGAGCCAUGUUCCGGGCCGCUCCUGAUGAAGAGGCGCUGGGGUUCAAGCUAUUGAACGCGCUUCUGUACCACUGGAAGCUCCGUGGCGUGGCAGACCCUGAGGUGCUGCACGCGUCGUGGAAUUGUGCCAAAAGGGCGAUCAAGGCUUCGGGCCUGGAGGGGGCAGCCCUGAAGGGCACGCUCAUGGCGAACAUCAACCACGGCUACUUCCUGGGAGGCAAGAACCACCAGACCAAAGAAGAAAUCCUGCACGCGCUCGCCUCGAAGCUGGACAUGGCCGACAUCCUCGACGACGUGGUCUUCGAUCGAUGUCUAGAUCCUUCCGAGCAAUGGAACGAGGAGACCUUGUUUGAGGAGAUUCAGAACUGGGACACACACCGGCGGUUGCCGGCUUUCUGUUGUGGCGUUUGCGUCUGGCUCCCUAGCUUGCGCAGGAACGACUUCAAUUGGACAGUCAAUGCGGUAGUCACGAAUGAAUUGGUGGCCCAUGGCCUAACAGACGAGCCAGAGGCAGAGGAGCCAGAGGCAGACCAGGAUGCUCCUGACGAGGAGCAGGAGCAGCCGCAGGUGGAGGAGCGUCGCAACGCAGGAGAUGCUGCGAACCCGGACCCUCUGAACAAAAAGGAGUUUGAUGCUCUCCGAGGUGACUAUCACAACUCGUGGCACAUGUGUGCAGACUUCCUUCAAGACCGGGAUCUGCAGAAACGCCUCAGGAUCAUCUUCCUUUCUCUGGCGCCCUUGGAGGCUGAGUACCACCGGGACGUGAAGACUCAACAAGCAGGUCAGAAAGCUUUGGCUAGGUGGAGUGCAGCGAGGGCAGCAGGGGAGGCUGGCCGUUGCAUCCAGGAGACGCUGCAGCUACUGCAUUCGGCAGAAGUGUUCCAGAAGCUCGGCAUGUUCUCCUGCCGAACACCAGUGCGCGAGGAGGACAGCUGGGUGCAAGAGGAGUUGGCGAUGACACGGCGUCUUUUCUUGAUGCUCACUGAGACCGCCUCAGCCCGCGCCUGGUCCGAAUGCAUGUACCGCGUGCAACUGCCCCAACUUGCGGCAGGUUUGCUGCAUGAGAACAGAGAUGCAGCUCAGGGCAUGUGCAACAAAAUGGCACGCAUUGCGAAAGCAGUCCUGGCAGCGGAGAAAGUUGUCGGCAACGCCGAUGUGAACACCUGCCUCGCUGAUGCGGCGUGGCCUCAGCUCCAACUAGCCCGCGAGUUAAUGAAGAUGGGGCAGGACUGUGGCUGGUCUGCGCGAAACCAGGAGAUGAUCGAGUUUGCGUUCAGGCUCUACGGGGGGCCCCAGUCUACGAAAUUCGUUCUGGAAGAUCAAUUUAAUCAUCUCCAGCACCUGGUCCGGCAACAGAACAAAGGCCGCAGCUUCAUGGCGAAGCCUACACAAUACUUCUACGCGGCGACCUCCCCUAUCUUGCGCACAGCCAAUCUACCCGGCCCGACAGUGUUGUUCCCCACCUUUCAAGAAGCCUUUGCUGACAAGUCCAGAGCCACUGCCGACACAGAAGCAAUCCACAAGCCUGGCAAGAACCAGCUGCCUGAGUUUCUCGGUCGGCCAGAGGACAUUGCCGCUCUCAAGCGGUACUGGAAGGCGGCCGGCUAUCUUGCCAACCGAGUGGCCACUGCAGCCACCAUGUACCUCGUGGAUGAUGAGCGGACAGCGUGGAGCAAUGCCUCCAGAGCUUGGGCAGGCGUCUUCUUCGUCAUGGACAAGCAGACCUGCUUGCCGCGGUGGUAUUUCAACUACUCGGCAGACGGGGUCGCAGAUGUUUGGAAGGCUGUCAUUUGCAGAGCUGUCCCGCCCUGCUGCAACCUGUUGAGCUCCCCGGGAGCCGCCAUUGCGCAGACGGAUCCCGACGAGCAAGAUCUGCUCUCCUAUGCCGUCAGAAAUGGCGCUUGGUUGAGUGUGCCGCACAUCAUGCACAUCUUCCAGUCGCGCCGGUGGCCCUACCCCGGGCCCUCCAAGGGCCGGAAGAAGCGGCAUUUUCUAGAAGACAUGGUGAACCGUCUCUUCCCGGAUGAGUCAGCAGAAGCGAAAGCAGCCAUGGUGGACAAAAUGGCCCCGUCGACCCGACCUACAGCACAAGCCGCUCGGGACGAUGACGAUUGUGGGGAUGACUUGCUUGCUGUCAUCUCGAAUCUCGACCCCGAGAACGCAGACGCUGCUAAAGGCAUGCGCAAGGCAUGCGUGGACCGUCUCUUGGAUAAGCAGCGUGCCAGGCCAAAGCCGGAGAGCGGCGGCGAGCCACGAGGAGGCUGGGAGAGGAAACAUUUCACACCACCUGAACUUCGCAGCCUGCUCCCGCCUACCAGCGACACUGUGUGGAUCAAGCGACAACCCGCCGUGCCGCAGUACUCUGGCUACUACGAACGCUGCUUGGUUCCAUUUUGUGCAGAUUCUCUUUUCGUGCUCCGCUAA
Symbiodinium sp. CCMP2456 is the source of this 2433-nucleotide messenger RNA. NCBI's taxonomy places the organism in Eukaryota, Dinophyceae, Suessiales, Symbiodiniaceae. The record is from the annotation of a GenBank genome assembly.